CAAAGAUAUAUGUUUGGAAGUGCCUUCAUAAACUGAAUCAGUUACAUUUUUGGAGUUUUCAUAUCAAAACUUUGCACUCCCCUAAUAUAUAAUUUUAAUCGUCAUGUGACAUGGACGAACGAUCUUCGGCCGUUCUUAAAGUCACUGAAAAAAGCAACGUAACUAUUUCCGGUAGGAGAAGUAGACGAUUGGUCACCAUGUGACUCAUGCACUAUUCCCUAGCAUUGUCACUUCCUAUACUCUGGAGUCACAACGACAAGACCAAUCAUAUCCGAUUGUUAUCAUUGCAGUUGAGUAAAUAUUGUCCGUCGGAGAGGAUUUCGAGACAGCUUGGUUAUUUAUCAGAGUUAAGAGUUUUCGUGGAAACUAGAAUAGCAUAUUCAUAAAAGAGUGAAAGAAUAGAAUAGUAUAUGCGGAAAAUGUGAUACUGUGUUUCAAAGGAGAUGUAUAUCUGUAAGAACAUGACAUGAACACAAGAAGAAGAAGGAGAACUGUUGUCCGGCCGAACACGAUCUCGACACGGUCGUAGUAAAGACAGCGUGUCAUAGCGUCUUUGCAGUUACGAGAGACGAGAGCUCACCCGACGCUUCCACCGCACGUCGUUGAUAGCGCUGCUAUUUCAUUUGCAACAUAGCCAGUUACAAGACGAGAGACGAGGCGAUGCUGGGUCUGGGUGGUGAUAGUAUAUACGUCUGAAAUGUAUAUCGACGGUAUACAUUUCCAUACACGAGUUCUUCGUACAUAUUAAUGAUGGAUCUCUCUUCGGCGCGAUUCAUGCACGUUGGAUGAGAAUUACGAGCCAGCGCAAGAAUUAACUGGAAGCCACGAGAUCACCGACAAAUACGUUGUUCAAUCGUGGAUAUGUCGAUAAAUUGGAGGACUACAAGACAGUGUUUAUUUGGGAAUGCAUGUUGAAUAUCUCGAAUAAUGAAUAUUAUCUUAGAAUCGCAGAGUACAGUUUUAGAAACAUACGACUGAGAGUAUAUAUGGAAUCAAAAUGGCACGCAAACGUAAAACUGAAGUUAAAGCAUCUGUAAAAUCAUCUCAUAGAUAUGUACCUGUACGUAAAUCUAGUAGACAAAUAGCCAAGAAGCAGAUGGAAGAAAAGAAAAAUGGAGAGAUUUCACAGACAUCUUACUUAAAUAAUUUCGACGAUUCUAAAUCUACUAAUGAAGAUCAAGUAGAUUCCAAAUCUACUAGUGGAAGUCAAGUUUCAUCAAGGAAGAAUCAAAAUUUGCAGAAGAAGCAUAAUAAACAUAAAGACACUUCUAAUAACAGUGUAACUAUAAAUGAUGAGAAUACUAUAUAUGAUGCUUCUCAAUGCAAACGAGAUGCAGGAGACAGCGAUAGCCAAGAUGACACAGAUAACAUAAUUGCUAAAUCUGAGAAACUUAGCCCAGAGGAUGUACGACAAGUUGUAGUUGGUAACACAAAUCCAAGUAAUGAAUCCUUAUCUGCACCAAUAUCAACAGAGAUGGAAGUGUGGUCAGAAGAUGUCAUAGAGGAAACAAUAAUUUGUGAAGAAAUGGAUGUGGAAGAAGAUGGUGCUAAUUUGCCGCAAGAUAAUGUUAUGGUUGAACAAGUACUGCUUGUGAAUGAACCUAAUCUGGAAGACAAGGAUUUUGUGGAAUUUACUGUGAUACAAAAUGAGGAUGGUACUAAGUCUAUGGUAAUGGCAUCUAAAUCUGAGAAUGUUUCAAAUGAUGAGUAUUGUGCUAUUCAAAGAAGUGUUAAUAGUAUGUGUACCAGUGCACCAGAAAAUUCCAUAUCAAUGAUGCAAACAAACGAAUCAGUGAUUUCAAGCAGUGAAAAUUGUAACAUUACAGAUCCCAGUGUAAACAAACCAUAUGUUAAUAAAAAGAAAACAGUAUUAGAAGAUAAGUUUAAUAGAAAACAAAAGAGUGGUAAAACAAUUUACGACAAAAUAAGAAAGGAAAUUUCAGAAUCAAUAUCUGAUAAAGUUCAAAUAUGUUCUGUUAAUGAUUAUUCUGGCUCCAGUAAUGAGUUAUUAGAAGAUAACUGCAAGUGGGAAAGCAAAGACUUACAAACAAAAAAUGUGUAUAAAGAUUUGUCAAAGGAAGACACAGUUUCCAAAUUGGAUAACAAAUUGGCAGAUAUGCAGAUAAGUGAAUGUUCAAAGGAAAUACAAAAAUUGGUGAAUGAUCUUUCUAGUGUGGAAAAUAUUGACUCUCCAGUACAAACUCCUUUAACUAUAGAAAAAUUGUCACCAGUAAAUAUUGAUGAAGAAAGCAGUUCGUCGAUAUUAGAUAAAAUGGAACAAUUACAUCAUCCAAAUAAUUCUGUUAGCUCUCACAUUACAGACAUAUUUUCAAAUGCUAUGGAGCCCAAUAAUAUAAUGAAAAAUGAAGAACAAGAUAUUUUAAAAUCUGAUUCUUACAAUGAUAAAAUACAAUGUACAGAUCAAAUUUCAUUGAAAUCGAGAAUCAUACAGGAUAAGAAAAAUACACAUCAGCAGAAGAACAUGGAACAUUUAGAAAUUAUUGAUGAAUUUCAAGACAGUGAAGGGGAUAACAAAGUUGAUAAUGAAGAUAUGAAGCUAUGCAGCAGCAGUGAAAAUAGUAACGACACACUUUUGUCACUAACUAAUUGUAAAACUCGGGAACUUGAUGUAAAAAAUAUAACAAACAAUGCAAAUGAUAUUGACAAAAGAGUUGAAUUCAGAAGUCGUAGUGGAAGCACUGAUACAACAGGUUCUGAAAGUGGCUCAAAUAGUUCGGGUGUAAGACGAAGUAGUAGAAUUCGGUCUAUUGGAUUAAUGAAACAAAGAUCACGUGGACGUGGCUUGGUUACAAAGCCUAACAUAGACACUUCAAAAGUAACUCUUCAGCAAGAAAAAGAAAAAGUAGUUAACAAUAUAAAUCCUGCAAUUACUCAGGAAAUAAAAGUAGAUAACUCCGAAGCGCAAUGUGAUAAGGAAAAUAGUUCUAACAAGAUAUCGACGUCGCUUGAUACUUUAGCUCCAUUAAGUACUAGUUAUAAUACCACAGGAUAUGAUUCUGAUUCUUCAAAGCCAGUUAAAGUAAAAUCUCGCUGGCGAAGAUCGAGUGAGCUGGAAAUGGGAAGUUCUAGUGCAAGCUUUGGAUAUCUUACUAGUUCUGUAUCAAUGCUUGGAUCAUCUGUUGCACCUUUAUCUGAAUUAGGACGUUCUACAUCUGUUAAUACAGGAGAAUCUACAUCUUCAGAAUCAAAGCAUAACAUUAUCAGCACAAAUAUAAAAACUAGUGUAGAAACAGAACAAGUCAAAGAUACGUUAUUAACAUCUAAUAAUGUUUCUAUUGCUUCAACAAUUGCACAAAAUCUAAAAGCUAUUGGAGCAAAGAUUCCAUUGCCAAUGGUUCUUGGAACAGAGGAUAGAGAAAUGGAAGAAAGACUGAGUCAGUUUGAGCAUUUACGUGAAAAUUUGUAUCUUACUGAAAGAUAUACAAAUAAGGAAACUAAGAGAAUGGUGUGUGACUGUUUCUUAACUGAAGAAGAAAUUGAGAGAGGAGAACUUGGUUGUGGAGAAGAUUGCCUUAAUAGACUCCUCAUGAUAGAAUGUGGACCUAGAUGUGUAGUAGGGGACAGAUGUACAAAUAAAAGAUUUCAAAAUUGUGAAUACGCUAAGUGUGAAGUGUUCCGCACAGAGAAAAAGGGUUUUGGAUUACGUGCUAUCGUUGAUAUAAUGGCAGGCGAAUUUAUAAUGGAAUAUGUGGGUGAGGUUGUAGAUCCGAAAGAUUUUAGACGUAGGGCAAAAGAAUAUUCUAAAGAUAAAAACAGACAUUACUAUUUCAUGGCACUAAAAUCUGACCAGAUUAUAGAUGCUACUAUGAAAGGUAAUGUGUCCAGAUUCAUCAAUCAUAGUUGUGAUCCAAAUGCCGAAACACAAAAGUGGACAGUAAAUGGGGAAUUACGAAUAGGAUUUUUUAAUAAAAAAUUCAUAGCUGCUGGUGAAGAAAUAACAUUUGAUUACCAUUUCCAACGUUAUGGGAAAGAAGCUCAAAAAUGUUAUUGUGAAGCACCGAAUUGUCGAGGUUGGAUAGGUGAAACACCUGAAGAGGAGAAGGAGAAGAUUGAAAAGAAGGAGAAACGCGAAAAGGAUACAAAGAAGAAGAAAGAAGAGAAGAAACCUGCUGAUUAUAUGGAGGAUGAAGAUUUGGAAGAAGAAAUAGAUAAACUGUGCUCAGGUGGUUUGAAGAACCGUGCGCACACAUUAACAUUAAGCAGAUUAAUGGUUCGUAGCAGAGAAUUAGAACACAGAACGCGUUUGCUACGUCUUAUACAAAGUGGCGUACAACCGUGUCGAAGAUUAUUUCUGGAUUAUCACGGUUUACGUUUAAUAUGGAGUUAUGUUAUGGAUAUCGCAACGAAUGACACAGAAGAAGCUCAACAGUUUCGCUUAGAAGUGUUGAAAACUCUAAAUACACUGCCAAUACCCAACAAGACGAUGUUAAUGGAUAGUAAGAUAUAUGGUGUAGUUGAGAAAUGGGCGAAAGGGUUAUAUCUUUCUCCAAAUGCCGAUUCUCCAGAAGAUGAUCAGGUUAAAUCAAAGACAAUUUGCGAAGACUUGAGCAGCAAUUCUGACAGCAACGAAAAGAAAAGCCCUGAGCACUUGCACGACAUUCCAGAUAAACGCAAUAACAACAUUGAAAAUUGUUUGGCAGUUAACGAAAUUAAAUUAGAAACUCCUGAACAAGCUCUUAUUCCCGAUUUAGCUUCUAGUCUUCUUGCCGAGUGGUCCAAUCUUAAAGAAGUUUUCAGAAUACCAAAAAAAGAAAGGAUUGAGCAAAUGAAAGAACAUGAAAGAGAAGCAGAUCGCGGGUAUAGAGAAGAACUGGAGAAAGAAGAUAAGAGAGGAACAUCUUAUGAUAGGCAUAGAUCUGAUAGAUAUACUCGAAGCGAAAUGGAGAAACGCGGUGACAGAAGACGAGGACGAGAAUCUCCAGAAACUGAACACAAUAGAGUAAAAGAAAAAAGAGUAGAAGAACGAAGUAGCUUAGUUCCUAUACCACGCAUGACAAAAUAUGAGCGUAGGCAAUUAUUUGCACUACAAGUCGCAAAAGAAGAAGAGGAAAGGCAACGUCGUCAACAACAAGAAUCGUGGCAAGAACACGAAAACAGAUGUUUGGCAUUGGGUAUAGACCCCCAUACCACUGCCAUGGUUGAUCCUCAAACUGGUUAUCCUGUUUUUUAUAAUCCGUCAUUAGGACAAUGGCAGCAUUAUUCCACUCAAGAAGGAGGAGAAGUAACGCAACAGUGUACUCCUAUAUAUGUAGGCCCUCAAUCUACUAAUAUAAUAGGGCAGACUUCUCAUGUACUACCAUCAUCAAUGACAACUGAUAUAUCGUCCGGCAUUACAAGUGGCAUUUCGCCUGGUGUGCCAUCAGUAGCUUAUUCAUUAAGUCAGACAACUGUGUUCAGUCAAACAUCAUCCUCCUAUUCUUUGAUAUCACACCCACAACCAUAUUCCGAAGGACAACUACCUGUUCCGAAUAGUUUAGUGUCUGUUCACGGUGGGACACCUCCUAUAUCAAUUCAAACACCUCUUUAUAAUCACCUCGAGAAGCCUGCUGAUCAAUUUACAUCUGCGGAAAAUCGACCGUCGCAACCUGAGGUUCCCCCAAUAGAUUUACCACCGAAAUGGAAGAGUGCAACAGACAGCAGAGGUAGAACAUAUUAUUACCAUGUGAAGGAAAGAAUAUCGCAAUGGCUACCUCCACCACCUGAUCAUAUUGGGGUACAACCAGACUCCUCGUCUACUUCGGAAUCUAGUGAAGAAUCUAGCUCGUCGAAUGAAGAUGAUGAAGAUCUCGAUGAUGACCAUACCGAGGAUCAAAGGAAUGACGAUAUGGAGACAAGCAAUGUUUCAACAGAAAGCCCUUCGAGCACAUCUAGGCCAAAUAUGUCUAAAAAGUUAAGUGGUCACAAUCUGACUGGAAGUUCACUGCCGUUUACCGAGCCUAAGAAAAGAAGAGAGGGGCUGGUACAAGAAAGAAUUAUUAGUCCACGUAGGGAAGAAGAUCGUAUCGACCACAAAGUUUAUAAAGAAAUAAAAGAAAAAUUACGGCGGCAGAAAGAGAGAGCAAAACUGAAAGAUCAUGUUGAGAAGUUAAGGAAACAUCGACGAAGUAAUAAAUCGAAAUCACAUUCGCGACAUGGAUUGAGCAAGUUGCAGUCAACAUCAGCCGAAAUGUCUCCUAUGUCUGAAAGGAAAAUCAAGGAUACAUUUAGAAUAAAUAUGGCUAAUGUAAUGGUGCACUUUUUAAAUCCAUAUAGAAAGAAUGAUUGCAAACAAGGUAGAAUAACUAAUACUGAAGAUUUUAAGCAUCUAGCUAGAAAGCUAACACAUUUUGUACUUGCAAAGGAAUUAAAACAUUGUAAAAGUGUCGAUGAAUUACAAUGUAAUGAAAACGUUAAGCACAAAGCAAAAGACUUUGUACGUAAGUACAUGAGUAAAUUCGGCGCAGUGUAUCAGAAAGGUACAGAUGAAGAUUAGCUGUGUAAUUUAUAAAACGAAAUUGUUAUUUAUUGCACGGGCUCUUUACUUUGUCUAUUAUGACAUAUAUUUAGGUAAUGCUCGUAUGUAGAUAAUACACAUUUAUAACUGCAUUAUUGUAAAAUAGGCAAGUUUGUAUAUGCGUGAUAAGCGUUUUCAUGAUUUAGCGGUUAAUAAAUUAGAAAAUUUUUAAUUUCCCAUAACUUUAUGUGUAUAUUUGAAUACACAUUCAUUUACAUGCUGACUAUGCAUGUUGUACCUUUUAUAAAUAUUGUAACUUAUAUGCCAAUACAGUGUAAAAUACAUACUUGGAUAGUUGUUUAAGAUACUACUUGACCUACCUUUUUCAAUAUUCAUCUUAUAGUAUAAAUAUUCAGCCAAUAUUUAUUUAU
Molecule: messenger RNA, 6885 nt
Organism: Harpegnathos saltator (Jerdon's jumping ant)
Lineage: Eukaryota; Metazoa; Arthropoda; Insecta; Hymenoptera; Formicidae
Gene: Set2
Product: SET domain containing 2
Exons: 16
Coding region: 998-6493 (1831 amino acids)
Biological process (GO): regulation of DNA-templated transcription
Cellular component (GO): chromosome; nucleus
Molecular function (GO): histone H3K36 methyltransferase activity; protein binding
Source: RefSeq, a predicted model, not a curated record